GUUCAAUAUAUUGUUUCAGCAUCAACAUCACAUACGCAAUAGUCAUAUUAUAUCACACUUGAUAUAAGACAAAACAAAAAAAAGCAAAACUGACAGGGCAGGCAGGUGAUACACAGACUCCACAUGCACAGCAAUUACAAUGAGUGUACAGUGACACAAUGACCAAUUGCGGCACACAAUCAGUUACAUCUUAGAAUCUUUGAGACCUUUGUGUUGGCACACAUAGAUACACAAUCAGGGAUUCUUAAUUUAUGUGUUGCAAUUAUACAUACCUCCUGUUAUUAUUAUUAUUUAUUCCUGUUAUUAUUGUAAGAGAAAUUCUUAUGUAAGGGUUACUUCAUUUGUAAUUAUUUCAACAGGCUCACCAAAUGCAGUUCUGGAGGUUCAAAAACUUAAAGAACUUCUGGAGGCAGAGAAAGAGAAGGGGCAAUUUCGUGAUGAAACCAUCUCCCUCCUCAAAGAUGAUAAGACUUAUCUGCAAGGAGAACUUAAGAAAAAGGAUGAGCUCAUCCAUCAGCUACUCUCCAAGAAGGAUGAAGACAAUUCCACAAUCAUGUCCGGCAAGUCAGGUGUCAAACGCGAGCAUGGGAAUGGGAACAAAGCCAAGCAAUUGAUGAGCUUUGCUUCUGACGAGGAAGAUGAAGACUCCAGUUCCGUUCUUUCUGAUUCAUCUGAAGAGCUACCGAUUGAAAUCUCCACCCUCUUCCUCCUCUUCCCGCGAAGUUAAACCCACUGAUGAGCCGAUGAGAAGAAGAAGAGCCAGAAACACCAGGAGCAUCGUAGCACGAUACAAAAUGGCCAUGGACGCCUUCAACCGAGGGGUUUUGAUGAAAGCAGCAUUUGAGACCGUUGGUGCUGACAGAAACACCGUGUCCAGAACAGCACCCAUUGCUGAAAUCAGCAUUGCUGCACCGGAGAUAUUUAGAAAUGUGGGGGCCUGGGAUGAGCGGAAAGAAAAGCUGUCAACAUUCAUUGAAAGGUGCCACAGUGCCAUGACCCCAGAGGUCAAAGAAAAGAUUUUGAAAAUGAAGCAAGAGGGCACUCUGCUUCCAAUCGCCACCCAAGUAUAAACAUGUGAAUUGUUGUAUUGUUAAAGGUCAGGUUUGCAGUUCACACCUACAGUAUGUAGUAUGUUAUAUUUGUAUAUUUGUAGCAGUGGCUUGAAGUAGUUUCCAUGCCCAUGUUUGCACUUUACAGUUUAUUAAGAAAGAAGUUCAAACCGUGAUUUUUCACCUCCUCACCGCCAGCUCUUUCAUGAUAGGAGGAAAUUCAACACUCAUGAAUGUAAAUAGAGACAGUGGCUGCAUAGUUUCACAAGUAGAUGCAUCUAAAUCCUACGCAUUUAACGUUUAAGAUGGUAGAACAGUUAACAGGACUGUUUUCAUUGCUAAAAUAAAGCUUUAAAAAUGUACAAUGUCUUUUUCUCCCUUUUUGUGUUUUAUACCUUAAACAGUAACUAAACCCCAA
Molecule: messenger RNA, 1467 nt
Organism: Seriola aureovittata
Lineage: Eukaryota; Metazoa; Chordata; Actinopteri; Carangiformes; Carangidae
Product: coiled-coil domain-containing protein 106-like
Exons: 4
Coding region: 639-1070 (143 amino acids)
Cellular component (GO): nucleoplasm
Source: RefSeq, a predicted model, not a curated record